Molecule: messenger RNA, 483 nt
Organism: Anisakis simplex (herring worm)
Lineage: Eukaryota; Metazoa; Nematoda; Chromadorea; Rhabditida; Anisakidae
Source: the annotation of a GenBank genome assembly
AAAGCAGAUGAUAUAGAAUGGAAUCAACGUAAAUCUAUCGCUUUUUUCCGAGGUUCACGCACAAAUGCAGUUCGUGAUCGUCUCAUCCUACUCGCGAGACGUUCUCCUUCGCAACUCGACGCAAGAUAUACCAAGAAUCAAGCAUGGAGAUCAGUUAAGGACACACUCGGUGAAGAACCAGCCAAGGAGGUACCCUUCGAAGAACACUGUAAUUACAAAUAUUUGCUGAAUUUAGCUGGUGUGGCAGCAAGUUUCCGAUUGAGACACUUGCUGUUGUGUGGAUCGGUUGUGCUUAACGUUGGUCACGAAUGGAUCGAGUUCUUUUACGAUAGGAUUAUCGUUAAAAACCGGGGACGGAGUUUCGUUGAGUCGCAUUUGCGCGUUGAUGAUGUGUUAUGUUAUUGGCGACUGUUACUCAAGAACUACUCAAAGCUGAUCACUUACCGUAUACAACGAGUGUCUUCUUUCAAGCGAAUACUGUAG